AUGGAGUCGUCCCCUUUGACACAACAGACCCGUCCAGAAGCCUUCCAGCCCAAAAUAGUCCAGCUCUAUGAAAACUUACUUUUUAAUCCCGACUAUGUGGAACCUACGGAGGGAUUUUGGCGGGAGUUCUUACUUCUCCCGCCCGACAGGCCGUCCCUUGCUGAAAUGCUCAACCGGAUAGGUCCUGAUGAUAUGCUGCACAUUCAGGCCCAAACCCAGCGCCUCUUUGCCCGUGCUAUACGAGAGUCGGCUUCUGGGAGGGCCCCAGUGAAUUCCCACGCUCUUGAGACUUUAUCCACCUUCCUUGGUGGUGUUUUGUCGAAGAAAUACACCAAUCCAAGUGCAGAUAUCAUCACCAUCCUUGCAGGUUUACAUGAAGUAGACCAGGUAUUCUCAGAAUUUGUUUCCGUCUUAGACGGCAUUAUACGGAAUGGAACAAACUUGGAUCUACGGUCCAAAGCUGUGGAUUCCGCGAUUGCAAUAACGAGUGGCGCUUAUAAAACCGGCCUUAUUUCCUACUUUAUGCAUCGAGAUUUAUUUCCAUCUCUAAUGAAACUUGUACAUGAUUCCGAUACCCCCAUGCAGAUUUUCAAGCCUUUUUUGUUAUUGGGACUCCUUGCGAAUUACAACAAGUUCGAGUUCCAAAACCCCUAUCAACUGCGACUCGAUGAUUUUGUCAACGAAGCAACGAUUUCGAAGAUCGUCCGGGGCGUUGGCAACACUUGCUCCAUUCUAAGGAACUCUUAUGUUGCAGUUCAAGAUGAUCUUCCCGAGGGCUGGACUUGGAGCGGUACGCUGGCGUUCUUCGGACUUGGUGUGCUUGCUGGAAGGUCCAAAACCCAGCCGCUCACCACCGAGGAGAUUAAAGAGCGGUUUGCAGAGCUUCCUUCAUUUGAAGCAGCAGUAUUGCUUUCAAUAUCUGUGCGAGUGGCCCUCUACUCCGAAGCAAAUUUGCUGUCUCUGCAAAUUCUUGUGGAGGAUCCUGUUCUGUGCAAGCAGAUAUGCAGCGAUGAAAACAAGAGAUCUGUGAGACUCUGCCGGCAGCGAACGCCCCAUCUGCCAUUGGUAAAUGGGGAUAGGGUCUUAGCCACUGUCAUUUUUGACAUAAUGAUCGACACUAUCACUCAUAAUCUUCGCAAAAGUCUUGAUGUCUUCCUUUACAGCCAUGUGAUGUCCAUCAUCCUCCGCCUCUUAACGUAUGUUUCAGCGAACAAAACCCGCUUACAAUACCACUGGUCCGAACUAUGGCGCAGUCUACUGACCCUGGUUCGUUUCCUCACCACUUACGCCACCGAUUUGUCUUCCGACCCAAACAUUCAUCUUCUCACGACAGAUUUAAUUAACCUCCUUGCAUUUUGCAUAUCUGCUGGCGAUACCUUUCUCCCCGACCCGGCCUCUUACGACGAUCUCUUCUACAAAUUAGUCGAAGCGGGCCCUAUCCUCAGCCGUUUCCGCGAAGUGUAUAAAACUACGUUUUCAGCGCCAUCAAAAGCCCCCAACGGCAAACUUGAUCACAAAAGUAGCCAAUAUGACUCAAGCAAAUCGCUAGCUCUUCUCCUUAGAGUCUCAACUCAUUUCCAUUCCCUGUUAUUCCUCCCCGAAAAGCAGAAAGAAGAUACCACGACCGAAUCUACGGUUCCGACCACUCACAGCAACAAAAAGAAAAACCUCAGUCCUCGCGAGGUUCACAGCAUCAUCAAAGAAGGCUACGCGACUCUCAGUAUUGAGCCACAGGAAGGGUUGAGUAAUUGGGAAAAGUGGCGCGAAGCUGACUGGAAGCCCCGUCUCAAGCGGAUCGGGCGUACAGCGGUUGACGAUUCGCGGACUCUUGUGGCGACUCGUGGGGAAGGCAUGCAGAGUCAAUUGCCGGUACCUGGCGGUAAAAGUAUUGGGGCUGGUGGAGAGAAAUGAUGCUUCAUGCUAGGACCGUCUUCUCACUCGCAUCGAUUGUGGAUGGGCUCCCCUUUUCUAGCUCGUUCUAUUCAAUUUGUCUAAAGCAAGUUUAUCUUUGCACAAUAUCCCAUUUCAUCAAGGAUCUGUAUCCUGAGUUCAAUAAAAGAUAUGAUAUGUCCACAGCCA
Coccidioides immitis RS is the source of this 2079-nucleotide messenger RNA. RefSeq lists its product as uncharacterized. Gene Ontology annotation, cellular component: cytosol. The record is from RefSeq and is a predicted model, not a curated record. NCBI's taxonomy places the organism in Eukaryota, Fungi, Ascomycota, Eurotiomycetes, Onygenales, Onygenaceae. Gene Ontology annotation, biological process: regulation of Golgi organization. The transcript is spliced from 9 exons. The coding region runs from base 1 to 1911 and encodes 636 amino acids.